AUGAUAGAUAAUCUCUCUGGAGACGAUGGUGGAGGAGGAGGAGGUGAAUCUUCCCAACAAGUAACAACUAUAAAAUCUAUGGAAAAACCACCAACUCCAAGAAAUGAAACGAAUUUAUGUGGAUUACAAAAUCAAGGAGCGACUUGUUAUUUAAAUGUACUCAUUCAAACAUUACUUUAUACACCUGAAUUCCGAGAACCCCUUUUCCGUCUAACUUCAAAAGAUCUCAAUCUUCCUGCUAAUUACAGCGAACAGAAUCUAUCAUCACCAGGUGCAAAUAAUUUAAAAGUUCGUAAAAUAAUUGUUGAAUUACAACGUCUUUUCGCUGAAAUGCUUUUACUCAAUCAACAAGCGUGUUCAUCAAUUCGGUUAACUGAUAGUUUUGGUUGGCAAUCGAAUGAGGCUAUUGAUCAUCAAGAUGUUCAUGAAUUAAAUCGUUUAUUAUUUGAUGCAGUUCAAAAAUCUUUGCAAGGUACAAAACAAUCGAAUUUAAUACGUUCAUGCUAUGAAGGAUCUACAAUUAAUUAUACACAAUGUAAAAAAUGUGAAAAAAUAUUUAAACGAUCUGAAGAUUAUCAGGAUUUACCAUUGGUUGUUCAAGAUACUCCGAAUUUAUCGACAUCUCUAGCAAAUAUAUUUACAAUAUCUGAACAAUUAAUCGGUGAUAAUCAAUAUCGAUGUUCAUCAUGUUCAAAUAAUUUAUGUGAUGCUGAAAAGUGGGCAAAAAUAAGUAAAUUACCACCAAUAUUAACUUUACCAUUACAACGUUUUGUUUAUGAUAUUAAAACUGGUAAUAGACAAAAGAAAACUACCCGCUAUGAAUUUCCAUUUGAAAUUGACUUACAAGAAUUUUGUGAAGAAUCAGUAGCUGAAACAAAUUAUGAAUUAUUUGCUGUUGUUAUUCAUAAAGGUACAUGUUAUUCCGGACAUUAUUAUGGUUAUAUUAAAGAUAUUGAUAAUAUUGGUACAUGGGUACGUCCACCAUCGAAAUCAACUUCAGUAAAAUCAUCAAGCAAAUCAAAAUCAUCGAAUACGUCUAGUACUCCAUCUAACACUACUAAUGAUCAAACUACUCGAAAUUCUAAUGAAUCUGCUGAAACUAAAGAAGAAACAAUGAAAAAACUUGAUUUAGUUAAAACAUUAUUAUUAUCAUGUGAUGAUUGGGUUACUAUUGAUUAUCUUCUUAAAACAUACCGUGAGAAUACUACAACAUCAUGGAGUCGUACUCGUGGUGCUAAUGGUACAUUUAAUAAAUUUCUUCGAAAUCAUCCUGAAGUAUUUGAAGUUGAUGAUAAACGUGUUCGAUUAGUUCAACAAACAUAUCCAAUGGAUAUCGAUGAUAAUGAUAUAAAUGAAAUGGAUUAUGAAUCAUCUCAAAAUGAUCUUUUAGAAAAUCAUGAUGAACAUUGGUUUUGUUUUGAUGAUUCAAUUGUUUCGUGUGUUACACGAGAAUAUAUUAAAAAACAUUAUGAACAAAAUGAUUGUGCUUAUAUGUUAUUUUAUCGACAAAAAAAUCGUAAUAGAUCAAAAGCAAAUACAUCUUAUGAAACACUUAAUCUAAUACCACAAUGGUUGCGUGAUGAGAUAACAGAAAAAAAUAAAAUUUUAGAAGAAAAACGUGAAAAUUAUGAGAAAUUUCAAAAUCAAUUAUCAGUGACGGUUUAUCCAAGUGAUUGGUUUGAAAUUGUAGAUGGUUGUCGAUUAAAUUUGAAUAAUAAUAAUCAACUUUUAUUUCCUGAUCAUUAUGGAGAACAUAUAUUUGAUAAACGAACAAAAAUAAAUGAAUUUAUUUCUAAACUUGAGGAUCUAUAUGGUACAGGUAGUCAUUUCUAUAUUGCUAAAAAACUUCGAUCUGGUCAAUUACAUAUUAUAAGUGAAUUAACAUGUCCAAGUAAUGAUAAAACUUUAGAUAAAACUGACCUAUCAACAUAUCAUAAUAUUAUCGUAUAUAAAAAUCCAUCAUUAUUACCCGAUACUGUUUUACAAGGUGAAGAAUUUGAACCAAUUAUGCUUAAUAUAGUUUAUGGUUUUCCUGAUGCUAGUCGUCAUGCAUCACGUUUACAACCAACAAAACAUAUAUCAAAAAAUACGACAUUAUUAGAAUUAAAAGAAAUUCUAUGUUAUGAUUAUUUUCAAAAUGAUAAUCCUCAACGAUUGAAACAAAUACGUAUGGGUAAAUUAAAUUUAGAAGAAAAAAAUAAUCGUAAAUCACGUCGAGAAUAUAAACCAGAUGAAGAAAAACAAACAUUAGAACAAUUACAUUUACAAGAUGGUGAUACAUUAGGAAUUGACGAUAAAAAUUCAUUUGUACCGAAUUGGAAAGAUGCAUCAUCAAAUAAUACGAAUUUAGGAAAAAAUCAAUUAUCAUUAACAAUUAAAAAUUGUUUGGAUACUGCUUAUACAAAACCAAUGACUUAUAGUUGUUUCAAUACCACACUCAUUGGAGAAGUUAAAUUAAUGGCUAUUCAAGCAUUUGGUAUAUUAUUAGAAGCUGACAUGUGUCGUCUAUAUGUUGAUGAUAAUCCUGAUUUAGCUCAUAUUCCUUUAUAUGAUCAUCAAAGUGUUGAUACAAUUAAUUUUAAAGACAAUAAUACAAAUUUAUGUUUAAAAUUUGGUCAUGCAUUGAAAGAGAAUGAUCUUCUUCUAUAUAUUUUAUCAGAUCGUGAACCAUGCUCAUUAGAACUUGUUGUUGAUCAAAAUAUAACAUUAACAGAAUUAUGGCUUCAAAUUAAACAUGAACUUAAGAUGGAUUAUAACGAUAAUGAAUACCAUUUAUGUGAAGUAACAUCAUCGUUAGCCGAUGAUGAACAACCACUAAAUGAUUUCGAUCAAACAUUAAGUGCUAAUUCACUUACAAAUGGAGCACAAUUAACAAUGAGACCAGGAAGUGUUGCACCAAAAAAUCAUGUUCGAUUGAAAAUCUUCCGAAUUCUCGAUAAAAUUUAUGAACCAAUGGAAGCUAUUCACAUUGAUCCGAAAUAUAAUACGAUUGAAUUUGGCGAAUAUUUUGAAUUACCGAUUAUAUCUCCAUUUAAUGUUCUUCGUGAACGUAUUGCUCAAUAUAUUGAAUUUAGAGUUCCAUCUAAUUAUGCACGUGAUGUUAAACCAUCAGAAUUUAUUCGUCUUUUUGAUAUGGAAAAUAAUCAACCAGUUUCUAUUAUUCAUGAGCCAAUUCUUACAACUCUCAAACAAGCUAAAGUACAAGAUCUCGAUUCAUAUGCAUUUGAAUUAUUAUCUUAUCCUGAAUCUUUAGCUAAAAGAGAUUUACUUCUCAAUAUAGUCUAUAAUAAAGAUGAUGAUGGAAAUUAUUUUCAACAUCAAUUUGAAGUUCAUUGGCCAUUAAAAGAAAAUAUCAUUGCCAAAUAUGAAUAUCUUGAACAACAUGUUUUAACACGUGUGGCAUCAUAUAUGACAAAUAAUCUUCAUUUUCAAAAAGUUACUAAAGAAAAAUUAAAAAUAACUUUAGCGCGUUAUUUUCCUGAUCGUGCUGAAUGGAUAAUUAUUGAUCCUCGUUCAUCAUCAAAUACAAGUCAACCAACAAAUAAAAAAAAUAAAACAUCAAAUACACCAACAAAAUCGAAUCUUAAACUUGAACCGUAUAAAUUAACUGAUUUAACUGUAAUCGGUGUUCUUGAAGGCGAACAAUUAACAGUUGAAGAUUUUGAUACAAAAUAUGAUAAAAAAAGAAGACGAGAAAUUCAACAAGAAAAAGAACAAAAUAGAUUAAGUCGUGACAAGAAUCGAACAGAUAAUGAUCAUAAUAAAAAGAAUGGAUCUAGUGGACGUCGAAAAUCACCGCAAAAUACAAUGCGAAUUGAUGUUGAUGAUUUUGAUAAUUAA
Molecule: messenger RNA, 3840 nt
Organism: Adineta steineri
Lineage: Eukaryota; Metazoa; Rotifera; Eurotatoria; Adinetida; Adinetidae
Source: the annotation of a GenBank genome assembly